This is a messenger RNA of Oldenlandia corymbosa var. corymbosa, 3562 nucleotides long. NCBI's taxonomy places the organism in Eukaryota, Viridiplantae, Streptophyta, Magnoliopsida, Gentianales, Rubiaceae. The record is from the annotation of a GenBank genome assembly.
AAAACACACACACACACAUACACAGAAUGUGAAAAAAAAAUAAUAAUAAUUUAAAAUAAUUUUCCUAUUAAUAAAGUAUAAUAAACUCGAAAUUUCUACAGAAAGCCCCAGGAAGAAAAAGAAAAAGCGCAAAGAAAUAGUAAGAAAAGGAAAAAGAAAAUAGAAGAAGGAACGAAAGAAUCGCAGAUCAAAGGUAGCGCCUUUAAAUACUUCAACCUAACACGAUUCUGUGUUUUGGGUUUUUCGUUCAGUAGCAAAGCUCUAUUCUCUUCUAUUUUUUGGUCAUAUUAUUGAUUUUUAUUAUAUAGUUCAUUCUUUUUCCCCCAUCGCCCGACUCUUUUGGAAGCACGAAGAGAAUUCUAGAAGGGUCACGGCCAUACUUCCUCCGCCGGCCGCUGCCAUUCGAUCGGUUUUGAUUUUCCUUUGUUAGAAGUUGAUUAUUUGCUACCACUAAAGAUGAGCGUGGUUGGUUUUGAUUUUGGGAAUGAGAGUGGUGUUGUGGCCGUUGCCAGGCAGAGAGGCAUUGAUGUUGUUCUCAAUGAUGAAUCAAAGCGUGAAACACCUGCUGUUGUGUGCUUCGGCGAGAAGCAACGUUUUCUUGGGACUGCUGGGGCAGCUUCAAGUAUGAUGAAUCCAAAAAACACAAUUUCCCAAAUAAAGCGGCUGAUUGGACGACCUUAUUCUGAUCCAGAGCUACAACGUGAUCUCAAUUCCUUGCCUUUCGCAGUAAUUGAAGGUCCUGAUGGCUUUCCCCUGAUCCAAGCCCAGUAUCUGGGAGAAGUCAGAACAUUCACACCCACCCAAGUGUUAGGAAUGGUAUUUUCUGAUCUGAAAACCAUAGCUCAGAAGAAUCUGAAUGCAGCUGUUGUUGAUUGUUGUAUUGGGAUACCUGUUUAUUUCACCGACCUUCAGAGGAGAGCUGUUAUUGAUGCAGCUACUAUUGCAGGCUUGCAUCCGCUUCGCCUUAUUCAUGAAACAACAGCUACUGCCCUGGCUUAUGGUAUUUACAAGACUGAUUUACCUGAGAACGACCAACUGAAUGUUGCUUUUGUUGAUGUUGGACAUGCCAGCUUGCAGGUAUCCAUUGCUGGUUUUAAGAAGGGUCAGCUAAAGAUAUUAGCUCACUCGUUUGAUAGGUCCCUGGGUGGUAGGGACUUUGAUGAGGUCCUCUUCCAGCACUUCGCUGCAAAAUUUAAGGAAGAAUACAAGAUUGACGUCUUUCAGAAUGCCAGGGCUUGCCUCAGGCUUCGUGCAGCUUGUGAGAAGUUGAAGAAAAUAUUAAGUGCAAAUCCUGAGGCCCCUUUGAAUAUUGAGUGCCUUAUGGAAGAGAAGGAUGUCCGGGGUUACAUCAAGAGGGAGGAGUUUGAGAAAAUUAGUGCUCCUAUUUUGGAACGGGUAAAGAAACCAUUAGAGAAGGCACUUGUAGAAGCUGGGCUUACAAUUGGUGACAUUCAUUCAGUUGAGGUUGUUGGUUCUGGGUCUCGUGUUCCUGCCAUUAUUAAGAUCUUGACUGAGUUCUUUGGGAAGGAACCUCGUCGCACAAUGAAUGCGAGCGAGUGUGUGGCGAAAGGCGCUGCCUUGCAAUGUGCCAUUCUUAGCCCAACUUUCAAAGUCCGGGAGUUCCAGGUCAAUGAGAGCUUUCCUUUCCCAAUUGCUUUGGCAUGGAAUGCACAAGACUCACAGAAUGGAGCUGACAGCCAACAAAGCACCAUCGUCUUCCCUAAAGGAAAUCCCAUACCAAGUGUGAAGGUGUUAACAUUCUAUAGGACUGGUACAUUUGCGGUAGAUGUUCAGUAUGCCGAUGUCAGCGAGUUGCAGGCACCAGCAAAAAUUAGCACUUACACGAUUGGACCUUUCCAAGCUAGUAAAGGUGAGCGAGCAAAAGUGAAGGUCAAAACACGCCUCAACCUGCAUGGGAUUGUUUCUGUUGAAUCAGCAACACUUCUGGAGGAGGAGGAAGUAGAAAUUCCAGUCACUAAGGAGCCAGCAAAAGAACCAGCUAAGAUGGAAACUGAUGAGCCUGAAAAUGGUGUUCCACCAAGUACUGGUGAAAACGAUGUAAAUAUGAGUGAAGGUAAUGCCACAGUUGAUGCUUCUGGAGCUGAAAAUGGUGUUCCCGAGUCUGGGGAUAAACCUGUUCAAAUGGAGACAGAUGCUAAGGUUGAGGCUCCAAAGAAAAAGGUCAAGAAGACAAAUAUCCCUGUUUCAGAAGUGGUUUAUGGAGGUAUGCUAGCUGCAGAUGUGCAGAAAGCUGUUGAGAAGGAGUUUGAAAUGGCUUUGCAAGACCGUGUCAUGGAAGAAACAAAGGACAAGAAGAAUGCUGUGGAAGCUUAUGUUUAUGAAAUGAGGAACAAGCUUAAUGACAAGUAUUUCUCGUAUGUGACCGAUUCGGAGAGGGAGCAACUUGCUGCUAAACUCCAGGAGACAGAAGAUUGGCUGUAUGAAGAUGGUGAGGAUGAAACAAAAGGUGUUUAUGUUGCUAAACUUGAAGAACUUAAGAAGCAAGGUGAUCCAAUUGAAGAGCGUUUCAAGGAGGACAUGGAGAGAGGAGCUGCUAUAGAGCAGUUUAUCCAUUGCAUCAACAGUUUCAGAGAAGCAGCUGUGUCAAAUGAUCCUAGAUUUGAUCACAUUGAUUUAUCAGAGAAGCAAAAGGUCCUAACUGAAUGUGUGGAAGCUGAGGCUUGGUUGAGGGAGAAAAAGCAACAGCAAGAUGCUUUACCGAAAUAUGCUAAUCCUGUUCUUUUGGUAGCUGAUAUCAAGAAGAAAGCUGAAGCAGUAGACAGAUUCUGCAAGCCUAUAAUGAUGAAACCAAGGCCUCCCAAGCCUGCUCCUGAACCUGCCUCACCAGUUCCACCUCAAGGAGCUGAGCAAGGCACCGAGAACCCCAACCAAAAUGCCAGCCCAACACCAAAGGCGGAUGAAAAUGCUGGAGCUGGAAAUGAAGGACCUACAGAAGGGUCAGAGCCAAUGGACACGGACAAAGCUGAAACUGCGUGAGAUGGCGGAGCUGGGAAACUAUGUCUGGGAUAGACAUGGUGAUUGUGUACUUUUUUUUGACAAUUCGAAGCCUCAGUUUUUUUGGUGGAUAUGUAGUAGUUUAAGGUGAAUCUUUUUAAUGAUGCGUAAGGCAUUAAUCGACAAGGUGGCUUUGGUUUAUAUGGAUUAGAUGGGUUGACUCAAUUAUGUUAUUAUUAUGGCGGAUUAAUAUUAUUGAUUAGGUGGUGUAUCAGUCUCCGAUCCUUGUUUACGGAGGCUUGAACAGAGAAUUGUUGUAUUCGCGUACGGUUUUUUUUUUUUUUUUCACAAUUGUUUCUCUCGGCAAAAAUUAAGUCCAUACUUUUCCCCCGAACCGAGCAGUUCACGAAUAGCUUAGUCAAAGCUUGGUUUGAAUUUGAUUUUGACCGAAUUCGAACAAUUCGAUUAAUUAGACGAGUUGAACAUGAGUAUUAAUAUAUUUGAUUCGAGUUCGAGCUUAUUAUAUAUUAUUUUAUUUUUAUUAUGAAUAGACUAAACUGUAUAAAUGGUCUUCGAUAUUUGUUCGAAUUUAAAUUUUGGUUUCCUA